This is a messenger RNA of Rhizopus microsporus ATCC 52813, 2841 nucleotides long. Its product is annotated as cysteine proteinase. Gene Ontology annotation, biological process: proteasome-mediated ubiquitin-dependent protein catabolic process; protein deubiquitination; regulation of proteasomal protein catabolic process. The coding region runs from base 1 to 2841 and encodes 946 amino acids. Lineage: Eukaryota; Fungi; Mucoromycota; Mucoromycetes; Mucorales; Rhizopodaceae. The transcript is spliced from 10 exons. Gene Ontology annotation, molecular function: proteasome binding; cysteine-type deubiquitinase activity. The record is from RefSeq and is a predicted model, not a curated record.
AUGUCGCCUCAAGUUCCAGCCUUACCUCCAAGACAAUUAGUCAAAGUCAAUUCAAGUAGUUCAUUCUUUUCACCAUUAGCCUUGUUCUAUCACUUGGAAACUCAUCAAAGCGACCAUCGACACGUAUUUAAGAGUAUUUCAGACAAAGAAAACAAAGACACCUUUGCUUGCUCUACGUGUCACAUCUGGCUUCUUGUCACUUCUUCUUCUUCUAAUCAAAAUAAUACAUGUAACAAUCCCGACUAUCCUUGCCAUCACUACCAUGCUACGGCUGUGGCAUAUGAAUGCUGUGGCUGUCAGUAUCAGCUUCAGGUUCAAUAUCAAGCACCCAUCAUACCGCUAAGUUUAAUUAAGCAACUGGAAACAACUCGGCCCAAAGGAAAGUCAUUUGCUCAAACAAUGCAGCAACCAGAGCAAAGUCCAACAAUGUCGACCACUUUUACAACCAUCUUGAUCUAUGUCCACGACCUUUUGAAUGGAAUCAAAAAAAAUAUCAAUACGAACAAUCCCCACUUCUUGUCAAGGAUUGGCAAUACAAAGGAGAGCUUGGACCUUUUAUAUGCCAUUGGAUUCAAGUUGGAAAACGAGUAUUUGGUUCCACCAGACAUUGAACCAGGCACAGCAUCAGAAGCACGACUUAAGCAGAUCAGAGAGGAAAUUUUGUUGACCAUAGAUACUUUACGAUCUGAACUUGGAGAAGCAGCAGUUCCUUCAGGCUAUGCAGAAAAGGAUGUUAAAGUAAUACCUGCUAAUGUAGAUACACUGUUUGGCAUCAUACCCGCCUUGGAACAAUCCAAUGUAUCCACAAACGAAUACCUUGCCGAAGCAUAUCAUUACUUUGGAUUAGUUUAUGGUGCUAGCGAUCAACUUGUCUCAUGGAUCUAUAAAAAAUUGAUAAAUGAAGUUCAACUGGAUAUUCACAAGGCUAUCGAUCACCUUACAAGGAUCGCCAAUGUGACAAAAUCAGAACUAUUAGAGACACUAGUAGUUUGCGAAAAGAGUACAGGGAAUAUAGGAUACAAUGAUAUUGGUGAUGCGUAUGCCUAUUUCAACAUUUCGCCAGACUCUAAUGUGGAUGAUAAGUUACUGAUUGGCCUUUAUCAAGUAAAGAUAUCUGACGAACCAGAAGAAAGAAACAUACAUCAAGAUAAAUUGAGAAUGAUUGCUAUAGCAAAGAACAGUACUGAACUUGUUGAGUUUUUGAAGACUGAGAAAGGAAUUACAUCAUCAACAAGUAUAGAAUCCAUUCAACAGAUAAUGGGAGUACCAUCCCAUAUGCUUACAGCUCCUACAUCGCCAGUUCCCGUUGGAUUGAAUAAUAUAGGAAAUACAUGUUACUUUAACAGUCUAUUACAGUACUACUUUACACUAUUACCCUUUCGACAAACCAUGAUGAAUAAUGAAAUGUAUAUCGAAGAUGAAAAUAGCGAGCCAAAAAAGAUUGGUGGUAUUGAAGUAGACCAGUCGGAAAUUAAGCGUGCGAAAAGAUUUGUGGAACUGCUAAAGACAUUAUUCGUAAACCUUCAGUAUACAUCAGAAAGGGCUAUUUCACCUGAAUAUGAUUUAGCCUAUAUGGCUUUAUUAAAUGAAAGAGAUCAGCAAGGAGACGACACUAGUAGUACUGAUACUGAUAAAGAAGCAAUAGCAAAGGACACAGAAGAAGUUGAAUACGAAGCAACGGAUAAUGCAUCAUUAUCCAGUACACCAGCUGAUGCACCCCCUUCUUAUGAAGAAGUUGUAAAUAAGACAGAUGUGAUCAUGGAAGAAAAGACACCGACAAAGCCAAAAGAACGGCCAAGCGUAGAUGCUAUGAUGUUUGGCAAGCAGCAAGAUGUGACAGAAUGUAUGGGGAAUGUGAUGUACUUGGUAGAAGCAGCUUUAAAGCCUAUAUCCAAAACAGAAGAUGGAGAACAGGUUGAUGAUAUGAUUCGCCAACUGUUUUAUGGAAAGGCGAGACAGAUCAUUUCUUACUGUGAUGAUGCAACACUAAAGGUUAUCAAGAAAGAAAUGGAAGAAGACUUUUCUCAUGUGAUUGUUGAUGCGUCAGAAGGAAAAGAUCUGUAUGAUGGAUUAGACGAAUACUUUUUUGAAAACCAGCUAGAGAGCUUUCAAGGUGGCCAUGAAGCAACACGUCAAGUGUCUGUAAAAUCGUUCCCUCCUGUGCUUCAGAUUCUAGUUCAGCGUGUACAAUUUGAUCGAGCAACAGCCAAUGUUUACAAGUCGAAUGCCUACAUCCAAUUUGAUAAGACUAUAUAUCUUGAUCGCUAUAUGGAUGACAAUUUUGAAAGAUUAAAGGACAAGAGAACUGAGGUUGCCAAGUGGAGAAGGGAAUAUGAAGUAUAUAAGCAACAGAUUGGCAAAUAUAAAAAGUUCAAGACCUGCCAACUUCCUGUGCCUGACUUAUUAGAGGCUACCUAUAAGAUUUUGGAAGAGUUUAAAUCGGAAUGGUCAACAGAAGAACGAGGCAAGUAUGAGAUAGCCUUGCAAUUACUAGAAAAAGAAGCCAAAGAGACGAAAAAGAUUAUUGAAGAAGGAACAGAAAGGAUGAGGUCUAUAAAGUCAGAUAUUCGAAAUCAAUAUCAAGAUUAUAAGCAAAUGGAAUAUAAACUUCAUGCUGUAUUUAUACAUCAAGGUCAAGCGAAUUAUGGUCAUUACUGGAUUUAUAUACUAGAUCAUCAACAAAACCAAUGGUGGAAAUACAAUGAUUCACUAGUAACAAAGGUCAAAGAAAGUGAAAUAUUUCAUGAUACAACAGGGUCAACGGCGAACCCAUAUUUCUUAGUAUACAUAGAUUCAAGCAAAAUAGAUGAACUGGUGGAGACAAUAGUCAAGAAAGCCUAA